Molecule: messenger RNA, 3274 nt
Organism: Lottia gigantea (owl limpet)
Lineage: Eukaryota; Metazoa; Mollusca; Gastropoda; Lottiidae
Exons: 19
Coding region: 122-3196 (1024 amino acids)
Biological process (GO): protein polyubiquitination
Cellular component (GO): ubiquitin ligase complex; nucleus; cytoplasm
Molecular function (GO): ubiquitin-ubiquitin ligase activity
Source: RefSeq, a predicted model, not a curated record
CUUUUUUGUGAAGAAGAGUUAAAAAUGGCGACAGAAAAAAAUGUCUGAUGUGAAAAUUUACCUUAUUUGAUCAUUUUUCAAGUUCUGUUUACCAAUUUAUUUUACCUUGCAUUUAUUCAUAAUGGAAAAUAAUCAAAGAUUGGUAGAAAAUCCCUUUGCAGCUCUUUUUCCUAGUUUAUCAGAAGCACAACAGUUUAGUAGUGAAAAACAUAUCGAAAAAGGUAACACUGAGAGAAGUCCUACUGAAGGUCAGAGUGUAGAGAUUAAACUAGAGAUCAAUAAACUGAUAGAAGAUAUUUUUCUUCUUACAUUAGAUAAAGAUUAUGAUGAUGGGAAGAAAGGAUGUACUCAUUUAAAAGAAUUAGCUGAAAUAUUGUCUGAUCAAACAUGGUUAGACAUGGAAAAUCUAUCACAAGCUGUAUUUGAAAGAUUAAUGAUAGAAUCACCAGAAGAGUUUUUAGUUCCCUCAACAUCCAGUAAUUUAACAGCCAAUGAACCAUUAGUUUUAAACUAUUUAUCUCAAUGUUAUGAUAGAUUAAUAAAUAUACAACUCAAUUCUCAGAAAGAAGAAUUAAAGCCAUGUUUAAAGGAAUGUAAAAAUGUAAUAAUAUUAAAUACUAAAACAUGUUUAUUACAAACUGAAUUAUUUCCUUCUCAAAAUUUAUACCAACAAUUUAUAGAUCUUUACCUGUUGGAAUCAGGGGCAAUUUUUGGUGAUGAUAACAGUAAUAUAACAGAAUAUUUUCUACAAGUAUUACAGUCUAUAAUAGAUGAUAGAGAUUGUAAUAUAGAUGAUGUAACCUACCCUAUAUUCGACCUAAUCAAAGACAAAUUUACUAAAAUGGUGCUAGUCAGUGCAGAUAAGACACAAUAUAUUCAUUUAUGUAAAUUUUUUACCAAACUUCCAGCCCUAGCUCUGUCAUUUAUGAAGUAUAAUUCCCCUAAAGAUUGGAAGAGUGGUAAAUCAUAUGAGACAACAUUAUUAGGUUCUAUGUUAAGUUUGACAUGUAUACCAAAAAAUGAAGCUGGACCGUAUGAUUUCUUUAAUGAUCCAUCAUCAUAUAGGAAACAUAUACAUGAUAAUACAGAGUCUAACAUCUGGGCGGAGUUGGUAACAUUAAAUGAGAAGAUUCAUUUAUUAGUUUAUUCAUUAAUCAAAGUUUCAGCAGACAUCAAACAUUUAGUUUUAAAAUGGAUUGGAAAAUGUCUCGAGGCUAAUCAAGGUAGAACAAAAAUAUGGUCCAAUCAGAUGCCACAACUGUUCAACCAAUUGUAUUCAUCUGAAGGAUUUUGUUUGAAUCUCAAUUAUCUUCUGCUAAAAUUAUGUCAGCCAUUUUGUGAGCCGAUGUCAGUGAAAUUGUUGAAGAUACAGUGUAAUUAUGUUAAAGCUACUAGCUCUGAUGAAAAUGAUAUAAAAACUCGUGGAAUCCAUUCAGGAGGUUUAAAGGAAGAAACAUGUUUAAUACCAGUGAAAGAAGGUGAAGAUAUCAAUAUUGAUAAUACAGAAACAUACAAUUUUAUAACUGAAUGUUUCUUUAUGGCUCAACAGUGUACCAACCUAGGUUUUCACACGGUCCAUACUAAAUUUACUAAAUUAAAUCAAGAUCUACAUCGAGUUCAAAGACUAUAUCAAGAUGUCCGCCCACAGGCAGCCAGUGAAGAUGUAGAACCUAUAAGAAGUAUCAAAGCACAGAUGGAAAAGGGUAUGACAUUAUUUCUGAGUAUGAAAGCAGCCUUGACAAUACCCCAGCUAUUAGAGAUGAGUUUAAAUCUACAUAUAGCUACAGCCACGUGGUUGAGUCAGAUGGCAAUAGAUGAUGGAGUCAGUGAAAUGCAGCAAGUAAAAUUACCUUUACCACAACAUGUACCACAUAGUUUAAAACUCAUACCAGAAUUUGUCAUGGGAAAUCUCAAUGAUUUUAUUCUAUUUCUUCAUCGAUUCCAAGAUGAAUUAUUUGAGUAUGCAGGAGAAAAAGUGAAAUAUUUUAUGACUUUAAUCCUGGUAUUUAUGGGAAAUCCUGAAAGAAUGAAUAAUCCACAUCUCCGAGCUGAACUAGCUGAUACCUUAUCAUCUUUAAUGCCACCAGAUCCUAAUUCUAAAAGUGGUGGAGGGGGGUUAUUUCAUAGAGAGAAGUUGUUCAGUGAACAUGAACUAAUAGAUCAUUUAGCUGAUAAAUUACUACAUGUAUUUGUGAGUAUUGAGAUGACUGGACAGAGUGUAGAGUUUGAACAGAAGUUUAACUAUCGUAGACCAAUGUAUAUUGUACUAGAGUAUAUCUGGAAUAUUGAUGUACAUAAGCAAGCUAUUAAGGAAUUAUCUGACUAUGCUGAGAGAAACAUAGAAUAUCCAGAAGCACCAUUAUUUUUAAGAUUUAUAAAUUUAUUAAUUAAUGAUGCCAUAUUUUUAUUAGAUGAAGCCUUAUCGUAUAUGAUGCAAAUUAAGGAAAAACAACAAGAGAAAGAACGAGGAGAUUGGGAGAAUUUAGAAUCAAGACAAAGACAACAAACAGAACAGAACUUUCAACUACUGGGCAAUAUAGCUCGUUAUCACAACGUUAUGGCUAAUUACACCAUUCAUUCGUUAGAGUUAUUAACAAGGGAAAUUAAGAGUAUAUUCUGUAAUAAUACUAUGGUAGACAGAAUAGCAGCUAUGUUGAAUUAUUUCUUAGUUCAUUUGGUUGGACCUAAACAGAAGAAUUUUAAUGUUAAAGAUAAAAAUGAUUAUGAGUUCAAACCUCAACAAAUUGUCUCAGAUAUCUGUAAAAUUUAUUUAAAUUUGGGUGAAAAUGAUGAUUUUUGUAUGGCUGUUUCAAAUGAUGGUCGAUCUUAUUCAACAGAGUUGUUUCCUAAAACAAUACAGGUUUUACAGAAAAUAGGCACCGACCCUGUCGUUAUUAGUGAUUUUCUGGGUUUAGAUGAUAAAAUUAGGGGCAUGCAAGAAAAAACUCAAGCAGAAGAUGACCUAGUAGAAGAGGCACCAGAAGAAUUUUUAGAUCCUAUUUUAGGCAGUUUGAUGAAAGACCCUGUGUUAUUACCAACUUCUAAUACUAUAGUUGAUAGAGCUGUUAUUUCUAGACACAUAUUAAGUGAUCAAUCAGACCCUUUCAACAGAGCCCCAUUAACCAUGGAUAUGGUAGUACCUCAAACUGAUCUUAAACUCAAAAUUGAAGAAUGGAGGAAAUCUAAGUUGUCUUGAUUAAUGAUGUGGGAUUUUUUUGUAAUUUAUUGAAAUAAUCAUGAUGGGUAUACUGAAAAUAAAAAUUGUUUAAUGUGU